Messenger RNA from Rhizophagus irregularis DAOM 181602=DAOM 197198, 633 nucleotides. The record is from RefSeq and is a predicted model, not a curated record. Lineage: Eukaryota; Fungi; Glomeromycota; Glomeromycetes; Glomerales; Glomeraceae.
AUGGCAGAUUUUCAAAUCAAAGAUUUUAGUCGUUAUCAUUUGACUAAAGAACAAAAAUCGUUAGUUGAUAAAGAUAAACUAAGUGAUGAUGUAUUUGAUCAAAUAAAAGAGUUUGAUCAUCACUUUUUGACUAAAGAACAAGAAUCGUUAAUUGAUAAUCUAAUAACAGACAAAGAAUUAAAAGAACGGUAUAAAGAAAAUGAUGUUGAAUAUUUAGCAAAAAGGAUUUUUGAAGCAGUUUGGAGAGAUGAUCCUUGGGUACUAAUAGAUUAUAAAAUAAUUCGAUUGAAAAGAAAGAUUAAUUCAUCAAGAUUUUCAUUGUGGGAAUAUACUGUAUUAAGCAAUAAUAUCCAUCAGGCUUAUAUUACCGACUUGGGAUUAUGUCAACCGGCAAAUGACAAAUCCUCUCAAAAUAAUAAUAAAAAAUUAUAUGGAGUAUUACCUUAUGUAGCUCCAGAAGUUUUAAGAGGAAAAGAAUAUACUCAAGCAAGGUUGAGGUCAAAGUCUAAUUAUAAAAUUCCUCAAUUAAUUUUUGACAUUAUUAAUAAAUGUUGGGAUGCAGACCCUUUAAAACGACCUAAUGCUAGUAAUAAAUUAUGUGAGUUAAUUAAUUAUUUUUAUUUUAAUAUAUAA